Messenger RNA from Rubroshorea leprosula, 3828 nucleotides. The record is from the annotation of a GenBank genome assembly. NCBI's taxonomy places the organism in Eukaryota, Viridiplantae, Streptophyta, Magnoliopsida, Malvales, Dipterocarpaceae.
GUCUUUAUAAAUCAACUGCCCACUUGGGUUCGUCUGGAUUCUAGGGUUUCUCUGCUUUGCACGGGACAAAACCAGAGGAGCUGUCUUUCAAAACUCUUCUUUUUUUCUCUUCUUCCCCUUCUCUUCAAUUUUUCCUCACUUUGCUUUUGCUUUUUCUUCCUUGCCAAACAGAUCUCUUUCUGCAUCUUCAAUUUCAAAAUCCCAUCAAACCCUACACCCACCUAGGCUUCUCCUUGAAAAAUUUUGUAUUUCUCUCGGAAUUUCCAGCUUGUGGCCUAAUGCAACACGCUGAUCCCGCCGACAUCCCUAAUGAAUCGGUUGAAAAUCCCAAGAAGGAACAGAGACAAGAUGAAGGUGCCGCCCCCACCGCUAGCACGACCAGCAUCGAUAAUGAGGAUAGGAGCAGCUCAAGUACUGGCGAGGAGUUGGUUCUCGAUAUUUCUGGUAAAAGCUUGGAUUUUCCUUUGCUUGAGGACUCCGUGGGAUCGUUAGAGGGGGUUUAUGUGUACAGGAAUGUUUUCAAUUUGAUACCGGGAUCGGUGGGUAGGUUUGGGAGGCUAAGGAAUUUGAAAUUUUUUGGGAAUGAGGUUAAUUUGUUGCCGGAGGAGGUUGGGGAUUUGGUCGGGUUGGAAUGUUUGCAGGUCAAGAUCCCGCUUCUGGGGUUUAGUGGGUUGGCUUUGAGCAAGUUGAAGGGGCUCAAAGAGCUGGAUAUAAGUAGGAUACCGUCUCGGCCUUCUGUCUUGACCAUGUUGAGCGAGAUUGCUGGGCUCCAAUACUUGACCAAGCUUUCUGUUUGUCAUUUUUCUAUAAGAUACCUUCCUCCAGAAAUUGGCUGCUUAAAAAAGUUGGAACACUUGGAUCUUUCAUUCAAUAAGAUAAAGAGUUUACCCACAGAAAUAACAUAUUUGACUGCCUUGAUAUCAUUAAAAGUUGCCAAUAAUAAAUUGGUGAAACUCCCUGUGGGUUUGUCCUCCUUGCAACAAUUAGAGAACUUGGAUUUGUCAAAUAAUAGGUUGGCUUCGUUGGACUCUCUUGAACUGGGAUUAAUGUGUAACCUUCACACAUUGAAUCUUCAGUACAAUAAACUUCAAAAUUGUUCUGACAUACCUUCAUGGAUAAACUGCAAUUUGGAUGGAAAUGCCAAUGCCAUGUUCAAUGAUGACCUAAUUAGCUCUUCAGUUGAGAUGGAUGUAUUUGAAACUGCCAUUCAGGAUGAUAAUCGAAGUCCAUACUAUGGCUCUUGUCAUGGUGUCUCUUCAGGCAUAUUGACUGUGUCCUCAUCAAACAAUAGAUGUUUUGCGUCUCGGAGGUCGAGUAAGCGAUGGAAGAGGAGACAUUACUUGCAACAAAGAGCUAGACAAGAACGUUUAAACAAUAGCAGGAAGUGGAAGGGGGAUGGACAUGCGGAAGUAUUGAUUAUGGAGUCGGGUGGAAAUGCACCUGACAAUAUUGCCCUUACUUCUGACACUUAUGCAGAAGGUGCAUCAGACGUUAUAGUCCUUGAUGAUGAUGAAAAGCCCUUACUUUCUGCAGAAUCCAAAAAAGAAAAUUCAGGUGUCAGACUUGAGGAGACUAAACUUAAUUCCCAGAAGGGGAUCCGUGUUGAAAAUGGUUCAUCCAUUGAACUUAAGGUUAAAAGUAGAAAGUCUAAAGAUGAUUGUUCUGCUCAUGAUGCAGCUUUGGCCACACUACUGGACAGAGAGCAGGAUGAAGGUUCAUCAUCAGAACUAUGCAGAUCUACUACUAAGUCUAAAAGGCAUUCUGAUAGGGAUCUUGAUAAUCCAAAACCAUGCAAGUCUCGCAAAGGAACAGAUUAUAGCCUUAGUUUAUCACGCAAGUAUAGUAACAUGUCGUUUUGUGGUACUGAAGACCAUCUACCAGAUGGCUUUUAUGAUGCAGGACGUGACCGGCCCUUCAUGCCACUGCAGAGCUAUGAAAACAUUUUGCCUCUUGACUCACGUGAAGUUAUUCUCAUUGACAGGGAAAGAGAUGAAGAGCUGGAUGCAAUUGUUCUCUAUGCUCAAGCAAGGGUAUUUCAUUUGAAACGAAUGAACAGUUUCACUAAAGAGAGGGAGCGGGCAGCUGGUCAUAAUUUGCAGAUAGCAUCAUGGCUUGCUCUCUUUGUAUCGGAUCAUUUUGGUGGUAGUGAUAGAAAUGCUAUUGUUGAAAAGAUGAGAAAAACAGCAUCUGGUAUGAACUACAGCAAGCCUUUUGUUUGUACCUGUUCGACUGGAAAUAGUGACACUAACAACAGUAGUACAUCUACAAAGAUUCUAGACACUGUAGAAGAUAUAUUUUUUUCUGAUCUCUGUGAGAGUUCUUUACGGUCUAUAAAGACGAAAAGGAAUAACAUUGUAGUUCCUAUUGGAGCACUGAAGCACGGUGUUUGUAGGCACAGGGCACUACUCUUUAAGUAUCUAUGUGAUCGAAUGAAGCCACCAAUUCCAUGUGAGCUUGUCAGAGGUUACUUGGAUUUCAUGCCUCAUGCAUGGAAUGUUAUUGUCAUCAGGAGGAAUGAUUCAUGGAUCCGCAUGGUAGUCGAUGCUUGUCGUCCACAUGAUAUAAGAGAAGAGACGGAUCCUGAAUAUUUUUGCAGGUAUGUUCCUCUUACAAAGGUACGCACUUUAGAAGUGUGCGGUGCAUCAGUUGAGGAAGUUAAAAACUUUGAGUAUACUUGUCUGGGAGAAGUGAGGAUAUUGGGUGCUCUGAAACACCCCUGCAUAGUUGAAAUGUAUGGACAUCAGAUAUCUUCCAAGUGGGUCCCUGCAGGGGAGGGAAAUUUAGAGGGUCGUGUAUUGCAGUCUGCUAUUUUGAUGGAGUUCAUAAAAGGAGGAUCUUUAAGGAGUCAUAUUGAGAAGCUAGCAAAAGCUGGUAAGAAGCAUGUCCCUGUAGACUUGUCAUUGUGCAUUGCAAGGGAUGUUGCAUGUGCAUUAGCAGAGCUGCAUGCAAAGCAUAUUAUUCAUCGAGACAUUAAAAGUGAAAAUGUACUGAUUGAUUUGGAUGAGAAGAGAUCUGAUGGGAGACCUAUUGUCAAGCUUUGUGAUUUUGAUAGAGCUGUGCCUCUUAGGUCUUCUCUGCAUACAUGCUGCAUUGCUCAUGUUGGAAUUCCUCCUCCCAAUAUAUGUGUUGGAACACCUUGUUGGAUGGCUCCAGAGGUUUUGCGGGCCAUGCAUAAACCCAACUUAUAUGGACUAGAAGUGGACAUUUGGUCAUAUGGAUGCCUGCUUUAUGAAUUGUUGACUCUACAAGUUCCAAAUUGCGGACUGCCUGAAGUACAAAUUCACGAACUUCUUCAGUCUGGAAAACGGCCACAAUUAACAAAAGAGCUGGAGGCAUUGCAAUCUCUGAAUGAGACCACCAUGUCUCAGUCUGGUACAGAGCUUGAGGGAUCAGAAGCUGAAGUAGAAGCAAUUAGAUUUCUUAUAGAUGUGUUCCGCCGCUGCACGGAGGAAAAUCCAUCUGACCGACCAACGGCAGAAGAGCUGUAUAACAUGUUGCUUGAACGCCAAGUGACUUCUGGAGUUCAAAGUUAGGAAAAACAAAGUCUGGUGCCAUUAGGUAAUAAAAAAUAAUCCCUUUUCUUUUCCCAAAUUUUUGUAGCCCUAGCGAGGUUGUUGUUUGUAUUUAUAGAAUUUAACAUUUAUUCACACCAAUUUGGAUAAAAUAUUUGGUUUUCUUAGGAAUUAAUAUCCCUGACAAUUAGUCACACUGAUUAGGUUUAGCAGCCUCGCCGAGCCAUGUCCCCCGGCGAAUUAUGUCAUUUGUAAUCUGAACAGAGAUGUAUAAAUUCUGGAGGCACUUUGUUCUGAUCCGUCUGUUGGAACUGUU